This is a messenger RNA of Closterium sp. NIES-67, 663 nucleotides long. The record is from the annotation of a GenBank genome assembly. Lineage: Eukaryota; Viridiplantae; Streptophyta; Zygnematophyceae; Desmidiales; Closteriaceae.
GGCCGCCUCCAAGGCAUCGACCGCCAGCGGCACCUGUUCCGCCACCCCCUCCGCCCUUCGCCGAUCUCCUUGACUUCCGCCUUCCCCCAUCUCCCUUCCGCCUGACCGCCAGUCAAGCGACGGCCCUCUAUCAUAGCCGCAAUCACAGCGCCAUUCCCCCCACCUCUUGUUCUCCGCCAGACCGUUUCCGCCACUAUCGAUAUCUCCGCCGCCAUCCCCGCGCCAUCGCGCGACACUCGCAUUCCCCACCAAUCCGCGCCAUCGCCCGCCACCCACCACCACCCCCUGCCAUCACCGAUCUCCCCGCAAGCGCGCGGCGCCAUGUCGUUCAUGCGCGGCAAUCUGCUGCAGAAGGCGCGCCUGCUGAUGCGCGGCGGCAUCGUGGACACGCCCAAGUGGCUCGACGCGCUCUCCAAAGUGCCCCCGCAGCCCAAGGCGCGGCGGUGCCCCAAGGCAAGGCGGAUCGAGCUGGCGGAGGACCCUCUGGUGGAGUCGUAUUAUGCCCGGCACCCUGAGGCCAAGCUGCAGGCGUACAGGCUGCAGGGCUUUGACCCGCCAGUGGCGCGGCGUUUUGCGUGGCGGCAGCUGGAGCUGAUGCAGCAGGGCAUGGCGAAGCGGCAGGCCAGAGACGCCGUGGAGUAGGGGUCCUAGCUGAACUAAAUA